CAGGCAAUCUGGGCCUGGUGGUGGAGGCCCCUUUCGCAAAACAUCAGUCUGAGCUCAGGAGACAGAGGCACUGGGAGCGUCUUGACAGGCUGCGGCUCCGGCUGAGGCUCCCUCCAGCUGCCCCGGGUGUUUUUGUUAGGAUCACACGCUGCGCAGAAACUGCUUAGAAUAGAGCCAUGAUCUCAACCACGAAAUGUGAACUUAUAUUUUGGAGAAGCUAACGGUCCGGACUUCUUGGCUAACCUGAGCGUUGAACAAUGUCACGCCUUGGCGUCGCAGCUCCUCCUUGUCUAGGUGGUGAAAUGAGAACACUCACUCUCUUCUUCAGUCAACGAAUGUGAAGUUCUUUCAUCAAGUGCCAUCUCCUUUUGUCUCACAUGGAAUGUAUUUCUGUAUCUGUGGUUAAACUACAAUGACAUGUCUGUAGCUAUCAGGAAGAGAAGCUGGGAAGAACAUGUGACCCAAUGGAUGGGACAGCCUUUUAGUUCUGAUGAUCAUAACACAGCAUGUCAUCAUGGACUCGUAGCUGACAGCUUGCAGGCAAGUAUGGAAAAAGAUGCAACUCUAAAUGCGGACCGCAAAGAGAAGUGUGUUUCGCUACCGGACUGCUGCCAUGCAUCAGAGCUGAGAGAUUUUCCUGGGAGGCCAAUGGGUCACAUUUCCAAGGAGGUGGAUGAAAAUGACAGCCAGGAAGGCGAAGAUCAGUUUCUUUCUCUGGAAGCCAGCACGGAAACACUAGUGCACGUUUCUGAUGAGGGUACCGAUUCUGAUGUGUAUCCUACAGAUGAUAAACAGAUUUUAACUUCCCAAGGGCACGGGACCUCAGACCAACAUAGCGUCAAAGGAGCAGGCUCCUUCGUCAAGACGCUGCCCAUCACGGAAACAAACCAGGAUUCUUACAGCUCCUGGGGAGUGGCUGGUGGAGCUGAAUUAGCACUCGUAGAAGAAAGCGGGGAGAGGGAAGUUAUUGACAUGAUAAGUAAAAGCCUGGAGCUUUGUAAUGAUAUAAGCUUAAGUGAAAUAAAAGAUGCAUCCCAAAUACAUGUAUGUGAGUCGUUGCAUGUGAACGAUAUUGUGCCUGAGAAGCAAUUGCUUAAUUCUGCUGUAAUUGCUCAGCAACGGAGGAAACCCGACUUCCCUAAGGAGGAACAUGAAAGAAACACCUGCUGUGUAGGACAAGAUGAGGUUUUCGCUAGCCCUUGUGCAGACAGGGGACUGCCAUUAUCAAAAGCAGAUCCUGGGGGCUGCCUUCUGCAGCCUCCUUCCUGCACCGGUGGAAUGUCCGCUGAAAAUGGCCCGCAGAAGAGUGGUUUCUCAGAACAUCAAAACAAAAGUCUUCCAAAGGUCAGCGCUGGAGAUGGCAUGCGGUGUUUACACUUAAAGGAACCUCUGACCACCCAGGAACCCACAGAUAACCAAGUCAGACUUCGCAAGAGAAAGGAAAUAAAAGAAGAUCGAGACAGGGCGCGGCUUGACUCCAUGGUGCUGCUAAUUAUGAAACUGGACCAACUAGACCAGGACAUUGAGAACGCUCUCAGCACCAGCUCCUCUACAUCCAGUACACCAACCAACCUGCGGCGGCACGUCCCUGACCUGGAGUCCGGAUCUGAGAGCGGAGCAGAUACCAUUUCAGUAAAUCAGGCACCAAUACAUGUGUCUUCUAAUGCCGAGUCCAUUGACCUACCAUCUUCCACCCCAGUGACCAAUUCUGGAACCAAACCCAAGUCUACCACGACCUCCUCACCCCACCUCACCCCAGAAGGCUGGGAAUACAGCUCUCCGCAGCCUACAGUCGCCACCAACAGUCCAUCUACUUUCCAGACCUCCUACUGGUAUCCUUUGCAGCCCGCCGUCCUUAAAUCUACUUCCAACACAGUGCCCGUUCAUCCAUCCAAAGUGCAAAUCUCUCGACGUUACUUCUGCUUACAGUUUAGUAGCUCCCUAUCUUCUAGAGAAUAA
Messenger RNA from Myotis davidii, 1959 nucleotides. Its product is annotated as rho GTPase-activating protein 7. The transcript is spliced from 6 exons. The record is from RefSeq and is a predicted model, not a curated record. The coding region runs from base 418 to 1959 and encodes 513 amino acids. Lineage: Eukaryota; Metazoa; Chordata; Mammalia; Chiroptera; Vespertilionidae.